Vigna angularis (adzuki bean) is the source of this 724-nucleotide messenger RNA. RefSeq names its product protein BOLA2. The record is from RefSeq and is a predicted model, not a curated record. The transcript has 3 exons. Gene Ontology annotation, cellular component: cytosol; nucleus. Gene Ontology annotation, molecular function: 2 iron, 2 sulfur cluster binding. Gene Ontology annotation, biological process: intracellular iron ion homeostasis. Lineage: Eukaryota; Viridiplantae; Streptophyta; Magnoliopsida; Fabales; Fabaceae. Bases 81 to 362 code for a protein of 93 amino acids.
UAUAUAUAUAUUGAUUCCUUGAAGGAGAAAGUGAAAGAAGAGAGAAAAUAAUUUGAAGGGCGAAAAAGAAGAGAAGAGAGAUGGGUGUGACGAAGGAAAACGUUGAAGCAUCCUUGAAGGCCAAACUCAACCCUUCUCAUCUUGAAGUGGUUGAUACAUCUGGAGGGUGCGGCGCUAGUUUUGUAGUGGAGAUUGUAUCAGAACAAUUUGAAGGAAAAAGGCUACUGGAGAGGCAUCGAAUGGUGAAUGCUGCCUUAGAGGAGGAACUGAAAGAGAUUCAUGCUCUCUCGAUAAAGAAAACUGUUACCCCAGAGCAGUGGAAACAACAGCAAGAAGCCAACCAAUCAAAUGCUGCUGCCUAGAUCAUAUGUUUCGGUUAUAAUCAUUUAUAAAUAAGAAAUCCAGUGUGUUACUGACUUUUGACAAUGUUUAUGGAUUUUAGCUCUCUGUACUUUUAUCGACACUCAAAUUUGUAGCUGUAGUACUAAAGUCAAGUUUACAAAAUUUCUUCCUUUCCCCUAGUUAUUAAGUAACGUGACCCUCUUUGGGUAGAAACUUUUACAUCAACUACACUUUGUUGAGCGACCCCCUUCAAGUAGAAACUUUGAAAUCAAUUGUAGUCGUAAAACACCCACCUUUCAUGCCACCAGUGAUCAUGACUUCUAACUUUUUUGUUAUUUUAACAAGGAUGAAUCAAUGAUACUUUUUUGGUGUCUGGAGACAA